GAAACAUGUCAGCUGUUUCAUUUUAUUUGUUAAGGAAACCCCAGAGUUGCUUACACUUUUGCAUGUCUUGUCCUACCUUUGCUUCAUAUCCUGCAGCCUAACUCAUAAUACCUUUGUCUUCAGUACUCCUAAUUUUAGGCCUAAAAUGGCUUUUUCUCAGCCCAGAUCCUUUGCUUCACUAAAAUCUAUAUUCUGUAAGCUAUGAUCUAGGAGCAAUUCUAUUUUUCUUAAUACCUUCUUGGCCUGCAACUGAUGCCAAAGCAGACCAAGCCAAGCACAAGCCCAGGAAAUAUUUGCCCAUUGGAGUAAAGCAGGCAAAGCUUUUCCUUGGCUGCAAGCCCCACGUACCUGACCUAGCGGCCCAUCUCAGAUCUCUAAGCUCGCCCUUCUGGAGGCUACAGUAGCUAAACAGGUGCUUGUACAUCCGUACCCUGUUUUCAUAGACACGGGCCCCAGCCGAGGAGUGCCUGACAGUGAGCAUGAGUCCAGCAGUUACCAUCAGGCACCCGAGACCAGCUGAAGUCAGGUGCUGCCAGGUUUCUUUUCUCUGGCCUGCUUGCUGGCAGGUGCAGUGUGAAACAUUGCUGAGCCCACUACCCUCAUCCUCCACAUGAUGGAGAGUCCCAGCUCUGGGGGGCUUCAGUGUCUCCAGCCUACCCAUGUGGGCACUUUCUUAGCCCAUUCUGCUCCUGGCACUGCUGCUUGUCCAGAGCCAAGAGUGGGAGAGGCCUGCACUGCUGGUUCAGUGUCUGAGCUGCGACCAGUCAUCCUGCGGUGAUAGGAGGCCCAGGACUGUGCAAGACCUGGCUGGCUCUUCUAGGACUCCUUCACAGUACAGUUCCCCACAUAUGGAUCCUGGGGUCUAGCACCCCAACCUAGGCCAUAGCAGACAGCCAUGCUGUGGCUCUGUUGGCAGCUUCUUCAGCGCAAUUUAUUCCCACACACAAAGAAACUGAAGUCCAACAAAAAAUGACAAACAGGUGUCCCUGUCCUCCCUUUCUCUGUCCCAGGAGGGGCCUGGGCCCAUUGUCAGCCUCCCUGUCCCCCAGAUUCCCUCCUUUCCUCUUCCCUCCCUGCCCUGCUGAAGCUCUCGCAAGUCUUCCACCCGGGACCCCAGUCCAGGCAGUGGGUCCCUCUCACCUGCUGUCUGCACCUUUUCCAGAUCAACGCUGGCUGCAGCCUGGUUCUUCUGCCCAGGUGCUUUAAGGGGCAGCCACUCUACUCCCCCUUGUCACCAAGAUUGGGGACAGAGAAACUCUUAUGCAGCUGGGCUCCCUCUACCCCCAACAGAUUUUGGAGGCCCGGGAGCAGUGGGUGACAGUAAACGUGCAAGACUCCAGGCCCGGUACCCAUGAGUCAUCUAGGCCGGCCUUCUCCAUCCCCUGCACGCGGGGCAGUGGGGCAUGGGCUGCAAUGAGGGAAAAUGUAGUAUGGGAUAUUGGAGGCCCCAAUGGCUCACUCGAUGUGAGGGCCCCUAGAUCAUAGGAAAUCAUCAUUCUGGGGCAGGAGUCUGUCUUAGGAGUAUGGCAGGUGCCUGCCACCCUAAACUUAGGUUUCAAAGUACCAGCAAGAGAGCAGUACAUCCCAAUCCGCUCUGCCCCACUAGCUGUGGCCAAAGCCCACUGCUUCAGAGGAAGGAUCAAGAACAAACAACAAAACACACCCAGUAGCCAAUGCAUUCAGGGGGCAAACGAUCGCUGGUGACCAGCAAAAUCUCUGGAGCACAGAGUGCCAGGCACCUCCUGCACAGAGAGAGCUGCCUCGCCACUCUGACACGGGGACGGCAGCUACUUGACGUGUCCAGACACAGCUGUCCUGCCACAGGUCCCCUCUCGCUGACUUGGCAAGCACUAUCUGGGAGUGAUUUGGGUUUUUUAACCCCCACCACUCUGCUCAGACCAUCCCAAAUCUUUGCUCUCCUAAGAGCUAGAAAUCCAAGAGAGAUCCAAGGAAGAGGACCAUGCUUCAGCGACCAAGGAAAGCAAAGCCCGUCAUGCCUGUGACCGUGGGGUACAAUUCUUUCAGAUCCCAAUGGUGUCAGCUAGUCUGACUCGGAGUGGAGGGGCGGACGCUCAUGCCAAGCUGUGGUAAUCAACUCCAUCGGUCUGCAAGUGCCAGCACCUGCCUGGGUGCCCGUGCCCCAGCAGCUCCUGGCUCCACCUGGCUGGCAGGUCAUUUACACAUUGAUUCUGCUGCUGCUGCUGGAGAUAUAAAGUGGGUGAGCCUGGAGGGCCCCGCACUCAGGGACUGGCAUCACUGGGUUCACAUCCCCCAGCAGCGUGGCCCGGCUCCCAUUCCCUCCUCCUUGCUGUGGAGAAUCUGCCCCUGCUUCAUCCUGCACUUGAACAUGGAGAAGCUGCUGCUUUGGCUCCUUGUCCUUGCUGGCCUCUCGGGGAUUGUUGCCCAGCAAGAUCUCUUUGGCCAGGUGUUUGUCUUCCCUAGAACAUCUGCAACUGCCCACGUCCUCCUGGGAACCAAGAACAAGCAGCCACUGCAGAGCUUCACCAUCUGCCUGCGAUACUUCUCUGACCUGACCCGGAACUACACCCUCUUCUCCUACGCCAGCAAGGUCCAUGACAAUGAGAUCCUCCUCUUCAGAGCUUACCCUGGGACAUACACACUCUCUGUGGCCAUGGACUUUGUGACCUACAAUUGCCAGGAGAAAGAGAGCCCUGAGUGGGUCCACAUCUGCGCCAGUUGGGAGUCCGCCACGGGCAUUGCCGAGCUGUGGGUGGAUGGGAAGCCCCUGCCCCGCAAAGGGCUGCAGAAGGACUACUCUGUGAAGGCUGAGGCCUCAAUCCUUCUGGGGCAGGAUCAGGACACCUAUGCGGGUGAGUUCGACGAGAUGCAGUCCUUUGUAGGGGAAAUCACUGACCUGCACAUGUGGGACCGUAUUCUCACCCCAGCUGAAAUUCGACUGGUCAGGAACAACGAGGCUCUGCCUCCGCAUGCCAUUGAUUGGAGAAACCUGGCCUAUGAAAUCAAGCAUUAUGUAGUGCUUAAACCCAGUCUGUCCUCAAUGUACCGUGUCCUCCGAGCUGCACAGAAUGGGAAACUGUGA
Messenger RNA from Alligator sinensis (Chinese alligator), 3061 nucleotides. Its product is annotated as serum amyloid P-component-like. The transcript is spliced from 2 exons. Gene Ontology annotation, biological process: innate immune response. NCBI's taxonomy places the organism in Eukaryota, Metazoa, Chordata, Crocodylia, Alligatoridae. The coding region runs from base 2075 to 3061 and encodes 328 amino acids. Gene Ontology annotation, molecular function: complement component C1q complex binding. The record is from RefSeq and is a predicted model, not a curated record.